UCUACCGCUCAAAUGUAUAUUUAUAAUUUAAUGGCCGCCGUAUCUUAGAAAGGUAACGAAAGUUGCAAUGGGUGGAGGCCACGGAGGAAAACCGUAUGAAAUUCCCGAUUGGAGAAUCUACAAAGUGGAAGAUGUACCAGAAUUACUUCAAGUGAAGAAAGCUCUGCACAGUAUAGGAUUAAAAGAUCCGUGGUUGCGGAACGAAGUAUGGAGAUACCAUCCUGGAUUCCUUACUAUGCGACAGAGAGGAAUUAAGUUUUACUUCCGAGGAGCUAAAUGGGGAACUUUAGCUUUCUUGUUGUCACUUGCUGCAGAAACUGCUUAUAAUAAGUGGAAAGGUGAUGAUUCUGCUCACGGUCAUCAUUGAAUUCACGGUAUUCCAUAGAUCAAGAUAAUUGUAUAGUUCAAAUCUAAUCUGAUUGUUGCCUAAAAUGUAGAUACAACUUUUCUUCUAUUAUUAGUAUCUAUAUUAAAGAAUACGAAAAGUUU
Molecule: messenger RNA, 489 nt
Organism: Centruroides sculpturatus (bark scorpion)
Lineage: Eukaryota; Metazoa; Arthropoda; Arachnida; Scorpiones; Buthidae
Gene: ND-B12
Product: NADH dehydrogenase [ubiquinone] 1 beta subcomplex subunit 3-like
Exons: 1
Coding region: 68-367 (99 amino acids)
Biological process (GO): electron transport chain; mitochondrial respiratory chain complex I assembly
Cellular component (GO): mitochondrion
Source: RefSeq, a predicted model, not a curated record